Molecule: messenger RNA, 4348 nt
Organism: Rhinopithecus roxellana (golden snub-nosed monkey)
Lineage: Eukaryota; Metazoa; Chordata; Mammalia; Primates; Cercopithecidae
Gene: ZSCAN25
Product: zinc finger and SCAN domain containing 25
Exons: 7
Coding region: 409-1254 (281 amino acids)
Biological process (GO): regulation of transcription by RNA polymerase II
Cellular component (GO): nucleus
Molecular function (GO): RNA polymerase II cis-regulatory region sequence-specific DNA binding; DNA-binding transcription factor activity, RNA polymerase II-specific
Source: RefSeq, a predicted model, not a curated record
GCCUCCUCAGGGCCGCAGCGGGUGGCAGGCGAGGUGGUAAACGGCCGCGUGGACGGGUUUUGGUGCCGCUACGGGGCUCGGCGGCAGCGGGGUUGCACUAAAGCCCGUCUCCCUCCGCUCAGCCCCGGCUAGGGGCGGCAGGUCUCCGGAGCUGUAUUCCGCGGCCCCGAGGCCCUGCGGGUCUGGACUCUGAGAGGCCGGACUCUGAGGGGCCGCCACGUUGUAGGCUCAGGUUGAGUGCACCAUCACAUCUAAGCCAUCAGCAAGUUUGUUGGUUUUAAUCUCCAAAAUACGUCUUGAUUUUGUCUGACUCUUUGCCACCACCCUGAUGUAAGCCCCUGUCAUCUCCUGCUUGAAUCACUGGUCAUUGAUGUGGUCAUUCUCAGUCUCCUCAGAGGGAGUGUGAAGAUGCUUAAAGAGCAUCCAGAGAUGGCGGAAGCUCCUCAGCAGCAGUUGGGUGUUCCUGUGGUGAAACUGGAGAAAGAGUUGCCAUGGGGCAGAGGAAGGGAAGACCCUAGUCCAGAGACUUUUCGGCUGAGGUUUCGGCAGUUCCGCUACCAGGAGGCAGCUGGACCCCAGGAAGCUCUUAGGGAGCUCCAGGAACUCUGUCGUCGGUGGCUGAGGCCCGAGUUGCACACCAAGGAGCAGAUCCUGGAGCUGCUGGUGCUGGAGCAGUUCCUCACUAUCCUGCCCCGCGAGUUCUACGCCUGGAUCCGGGAACAUGGCCCAGAGAGUGGCAAGGCUCUGGCUGCCAUAGUGGAGGACCUGACAGAAAGAGCGCUGGAGGCCAAGGCGGUUCCAUGCCAUGGGCAGGGGGAGCAGGAGGAAACAGCACUUUGCAGAGGCGCUUGGGAGCCAGGCAUCCAGCUGGGGCCAGUGGAGGUCAAGCCUGAGUGGGGGAUGCCUCCUGGGGAAGGAGUUCAAGGUCCAAACCCGGGUCCCAAGGAGCAGCUCAGUCAGGACCCUGGAGAUGAGACGCGGGCCUUCCAGGAGCAAGCACUACCUGUUCUGCAGGCAGGUCCUGGCCUCCCCACAAUGAAUCCCAGAGACCAAGAGAUGGCAGCCGGGUUCUUUACCACUGGACCGCAGGGGUUGGGGCCAUUUAAAGAUAUGGCCCUGGCCUUCCCUGAGGAGGAGUGGAGGCAUGUGACCCCAGCCCAGAUAGACUGCUUUGGGGAGUACGUGGAACCGCAGGACUGCAGGGUCUGCCCAGAAUGGCUUCCACAAUGUCUUAAAAAGAAAACAGAACCCUAAGAAAGACAAAUUAUGGAUGAAGGAAGAUUGUUCAAUGAAAAGUGGACAAAUGACUAUUUUUCUUGUUGAGGCAAAUAGCGAAGCACUCUGCUUAAUUUCUAUGGAAUUUGUGCGAGUUUUCAAAGACUACAAUUUGAAGAGGCAUUAUAUGCAAAAACUUGCUGACAAAUUUGGUGUGUAUGUGUUGUAAGGACAAAAUGGCAGAACUGAAAAAAAGUCUCUUUUCAACAAAAAAGACAUUUAAAAUAGUUACAACUCGAACUCUAUUGUAAGGUAAAAACUAGUUAUGUGUUAGCAAAUUUAAUAGCAAAAAAAUCAAAACCAUUUACUGAUGGUGAGUUUAUUAAGCAAUGUAUGGAAGAUGUGGUAGAUAUUAUUUGCCUUUAGAAACUGAUAUUUCUAAAAUCAGUUUGUCUCACCAGACUAUAGCCAGGAGAAUUGAAGAAAUUGGGAAAUCUAUUGAAAGACAUUUGGAGAAUAAAACUGCCAAUUUAAAAUUGUAUGCUUUGGUGAUGGAUGAAGGCACUGGCUGACACUACAGAUACAGCACAACUUGCUAUUUUUAUUGGAGGUAUUGAUGAUGAAUAUAAUGUCACUGAAGAAAUGGAAAUGUCACCAUGCCAUUAAAAGACACAGCUAAAUCCAGAGAUUUAUACAAAGCAGUGAAAAAUACAUUAAAGCUAUUUUCUUUGUCAGUUGUAAACAUAUCUGAUACAGCUACAGAUGGUGCCCUGGCGAUGGUAGGUAAAAGAGGGGGUCUUCUACAGUUAAUAGAAGAUGAAGCAAUUGCCGCACAAAACUCACGUUUGAUGAAGUAUUAUUGCAUAAUACAUAAUACAUAAUACAUUGAAAAUCCAUGUGCACAAGCUUUAAAAAUGGAUAACGUCAUGCCAAUUGUCAUGAAGGCUGUAAAUUUUACAAGGGCCCAGGGAUUGAAUCAUCGCUAGUUCCAGGAAUUCCUUAAAAGUAUGGAUGCUGACUCUAGCAACAUCGUUCCCUUUUUAGAAGUUAAACAGUUAAGUCAAGGCGAAAUGCAAAGAUUUUAUGCUUUGUGAUGUGAAAUCAAGCUGUUUAUGGUAUCAAACACAAAAUUUGUGCCAGAACUUGCCAAUGAAAACUGGCUUACAGACUUAGCAUUUUUAGUGGAUUUGACGGCCCAUUUAAGUGAGUUAAACCUGUGUCUUCAAGGUGAAAACCAAUUUAGCAACACAAUGUUUCAAACCAUAACAGCAUUCCAAAUGAAACUGAAAUUAUGGCAAGCUCAAAUUAAGGCAAACAAUUGAAUGCAUUUCGACGUGUUGGCUAAGCAUGGUCCUGGGAACAGCCAAAAAUAUGCAGCCUUGCUUUUCAAUUUGAUACAGGAACUUGAAAACAGGUAUUUCAAGAUUUCUGAAAAAAUAAUCAGUAUUUUGGCAUAUUUACGACUCCAUUUUCAGUUGACAUAAAUAUGUUACCUGCCAAUUUUCAAAUGGAAUGCCGAGAGCUGCAAUCUGACUUUCAACUUAAAGAAAAAUUUGAUCAUCCCUUUUUACUAGACUUUUGUGAUACUAUCUUCCCAAUGACAAAUAUCCCUCGCUUCACAAUUCAUGUCUUUGCUUUUUGGCAGCACCUACAUUUGUGAGCUACUAUUUUCAAGGAUGAAGAACACGAAGAGUAAAACUAGAACCAAAAUACCUGAUGAGCACCUUGAGAACUCACUGGGAAUUGCAACUACUUCCAUCAAGCCAGAUACUGAUGCAUUAGUUUCUCAAAAACAAUGUCAAGUGCUCCACUGGUUUUAUGUUAUCUUUUCUUUUAUAAUAAAAAAUAUCAAAAAAAGUAGUGAAGUGUUUUUUUUAGUUAGAUAUGUACAUUUUCUAUAUCAGUGAUUGCAAACUUGGGGACUGUUCAAUGAUUUUGAAAGACCCUCUGAAUGGGGCAGUGAAUAAUUAGGAUUAUUAUGUGAGGACAGUUUUGCUUAUCUGUGGUGGUAGAUAUAAUGAAAACUAUACAUGGACCUUUUGUGUGUGUGUGUGUGUGUGUGUGUGUGUGUGUGUGUGUGUGUGUUUUAGUGUAUUUUAUGUGUGGCCCAAGACAAUUCUUCUUCCACUGUGGCCCAGGGAAGCCAAAAAAUUAAAUACCUCUGCUUUCAUUCAGUUCUUAUCAAAAUUAUGGCUGGUUUGUUUGUAGACACUUAUAAGCUUAUUCUGAAUUUUUAUGGAAAGGCAAGGGACAAGAAAAGCUAAAACUAUUUUGAAAAUAUAAAUCAAUGAAGUAGAAAGAAUCGCUCUAUAUGAUGUUAAGAGUUACUGUACAGCUACUAGAGACACCACAGUGUGGUAUUGGUGGAGGAGUAAACACAGUCAUCAAUGGGACAGAGUAAACAAUAAGAAAUAGAUGCACAAAGUAUGCUCACCUGAUUUUUGACAAUAUGCCUACCUUUCCAAAAUGGUGUUGGAACAUUUGGACAGCCAUAUUCUGCAAAAAGUGAACCUUGAUCUAAAUCUAAUAACUUAUGCAAAUAUUAACACAAAAUGGGUAAUAGAGUUACAUUUUGUAAAGUGUUAAACUAUAUAACUCUUAGAAAAAGCAAUGUAGAAAGGAGGGCUAAGCAAAGGAUUUUCAGACUUGACACCAAGAUAACAAUCCAUAAAAGGAAAUAUUAAUACAUUGGCCUCCUCAAAUAAAUAAAAGUUUGCUCUGAUAUAGACCCUGUCAGAGAAAAAGACAAACUCCAUGUUGUGACUGUAGGCUAGCAGGAGGGAACCACAUGGUGACGGAAUGGGUCUGCAUCUUGUUGGUGCCGGUCGUUGCACAAAUUUACGAAUGUGAAAAAUUUGCUUAGAACUACACACACACAUAAACACACACAAACGAAGGCAUGUAAAACUGGUGAAAUCUGAAUAAGCUCUGUAAACUAUAUCAAAGUGAAUUUCCUGUACUAUAGUAUUAGGUUGGUGCAAAUGUUAUUUCAGUUUGCCAUUUUAACUUUUGCGCCAACCUAAUAUGAAUAUACUAUAUUUAUAGUUAACGCAGGAUUGCGAGAUGUUACCAUUGUAGGGGACAGGAUGUAGAGUACAUGGAACCUUCCUGUACAAUUUUUAUGUAACUUUUU